Bipolaris maydis ATCC 48331 is the source of this 2382-nucleotide messenger RNA. The record is from RefSeq and is a predicted model, not a curated record. Lineage: Eukaryota; Fungi; Ascomycota; Dothideomycetes; Pleosporales; Pleosporaceae.
AUGACAUCUGCAAAUUCAUACAGUGGCCCAAUGGCUCUCGAGAACUCAAAGUAUGCCACUCCGCUACACAAGAAAUCAUCUUCAUUCACUUCCACGCCUUUCCUGUCGCCUGUCGCCACUCCGAAAAGCAGCGGCACCACCGCAAUUGAGCAGCACAACUCUGACGUCCAACUCGCCAUUGCCCAUGGGAAUAGUCUCUAUGAUGAGGUGAAUCAGCACGCUGCGAAACUGUCCACCGUCAUCUCGAGCACGAUUGCAAACACUCGCCAUUUACUCAACCUAAUUCGAGAGGCAUCCCCUGAAACGAGCAGCGCCACCACAGAGGCCCUGUGGAGUGAGCUGGAAAAGCUCUAUACUGCAAUGAAUGAUGCAAAGGCAGCACUGCCCAAAUUUCUGGAUAAGCAGCGCAAUAACAUUAGCUUGUACCACACUGCCAUGAUGAACCAAAUGAUCCAAGAUACACAGAAUGAGCUAAACAUUCAGCACAAGAAGGUUAAUAUUCAACAUGAUCUGAUCCUCGAGCACCACGAAGCAUUCCACGCAUACAAAGAGCAGACUGCCGCCAAAAUCAAAGACAUUGAGGCCCUCCAAGAACGUGUUUCGCGUCUCACGCUUGAAAAAGGCAAUCUUCGCACUGAAGUGGACAAGUACAUGCAGCUUCUCGAGAAGGAACAUGCCACCAAGGCUGAAGACCUACGCAAGGCUGAUACUAUGCAGAAGGAGCUAGAGACUGUCACAGCUUCUAAUAAGCAGCUUCUUAUCGAAAUCGAUGCGCUGCGACAAAAACUCGAAGAGCAUCAGGGCAAGGCCAAGGCAGAUCAACAGUCUACCGAAGAGCUGAAGUUGAUUGCUGACCAGCUCGCUGAAGAAAAGAAGAAGACCGCAGCCCUCAUGACAAAAAUCGCUGAUUUAGGAGAGAUCGAACGCAUCGCCAGACUCGAUGCUGACAAAGCCAGAAAAGAGCACAAAACUCUGAGCGAGAAAUACAGCAACCAGGCAGCAGAGCAUGCAAAGGCAUUUACGGUAUGUAUACUCGAUUGGACUAUUCAAAUGCAGACGAAGCUAAUACAUAUUCAGAAACUCAAAGAGCAAUCCAAAGAGAUCGAGGGCCUAAAAAAUGACAUCGGACGUUUACAGAAGGAAAACACUGAGUUGCAGCAGCGCUUGGCUAAGCUUACUGAUAUGGACCACCAAGUCACCAAACUCGACCGUGAAAAUGUGGAGUUGUCAGGGCUUGUUAGCAGUCUUACCAGUCAGUUGAAGGCGGCUCAAGAUGAAGUCAGCAAUACCAGGUUCGAGAAGGAGGCGCUUUCGAAGAAGGUGGAGUCAUUGAGCAAGGCAGGCAAGCCCGCUGAUUCCGAUACCGCCGACCUAGUUCACAAACAGGCCGAGAAAAUCGCCGUUCUCGAAAACACGCUGGAGGAGUGGACCGAACUAGCCAAGCGCUCGUACAAGGAAUACAAGGAAAUGCUUCCGACGUACAAGCAGGCCGAGCAGUAUCGCAAGUAUGCUCUCGACAGGGAGGAAACCAUCAAAGGCCUGCAAAAGGAGCUCAUUGCAGCCAAGGCUUCGCAGAACAACGGUGACACCACCUACUGGAAGAACAAAAUCCAGUGGCCAACGCACGGAACGAUGGAUCCGGUUAGUUGGUCAUGUUACAUUAACGUGCACCAAGCCAUUCCACGUGGUCUAGGCAAUAAGCUGGAUGCGAGGCUAUGUUACGUUGGUGCGUUGCAGAAAGGCCAAGUAGUAGAUGCAUAUGCCAGCGACGUCGGAAAGAGACAAGCCGAAAGGAAGGAUACUUCCUGUUCCGAGAAACCUCCCCAGCAUCUCCGUGAAUACACUUUCCGCACAAUCAGCGUGUGUUUCGAUCUACAAUGUCAGAGCGAAUGUCAGGAUGGAGCAUUCAUUGGCUGUCUAUUUGAUAGCAUUCAAGAUGGCCUGGUUGAUCUGCAAGUCCGCUGCGAUCUGCACUGCAUGUGUACACACCUAGGCAGAGGAAGGGAAGAAGGGAAGGUGUGGACGCCAAACUUUCCGUUGGACGGCGGUGUGGCUUGCGGAGGACCCUGGGCUAGAAGGCCCUCGAUAGCUUCGGCCAUGGUAGGGCGUCGUACGAAGUCAGUUUGCCCAGCCCGUCCAUGGACACACCGGAUGGAUAGUGCCCGCCCACCAAGUGAAGCUACCGACAAGGGCCUAGGCUGCAAAGGGGCAAGAGAGCUCGUGCAAGAUGAGGAUCAGGUGUGGCAAAACGGCGCUUCAGCUGCAGAUCGCCAAAAGCUUGAGUGGCCAGGAGGCGCCGUGGCUAGCGCGAGUGGAGCAUGCAAAAUCGCGUGUCGUCGCUAUGCAUGCAUGCCCUUCCACACAGACAUCAAGGCCUGUUAG